CUCGCCCUCAGGAUAAUAUAUGCUUCCACUGAAAACUGAUUAACCCUUCAGACAGUUACUCAUUUCAUGACUCGGAAAAGUGAAGAAGCAGCUCACAGACCACAGAGGUGGACAGGAUCAGGUCUGCGUUUGCUGACAUGUCAAACCAAGAAGGUGCUCAGAAAGCAACCCCAGCAGAGGUGGAGGAGAGAGGACACUGGGGCAGUAAGGUGGAGUUUCUUCUGGCUGUGGCAGGAAAUGUUGUUGGCUUUGGAAAUGUGUGGAGGUUUCCUUACCUCUGCUACAAAAAUGGAGGGGGUGCAUUCUUGGUGCCAUAUUUGGUAUUUGUGGUGACUUGUGGAGUUCCUUUGUUCCUGCUGGAAACAACGGUUGGUCAGUACACCCAGGAAGGUGGGAUCACCUGCUGGAGGAAACUGUGCCCACUGGCAGAAGGGAUCGGCUACGGUGGACAGCUGAUUCUUUUCUACAGCUGCAUGACCUAUAUCAUCAUUCUCUCCUGGGCUUUGCUCUAUCUCAUGUUCUCCUUCAGCUCCCAGCUUCCUUGGGCCAACUGCAACAACGACUGGAACACAGAUGACUGUGUAGACUUCUCAACAAAUAAUAACUCCUGGAUCAACAAGACCAACCCGACCUCAGCUGCCACACAGUUUUGGGAACGACGUGUACUGGCUAUUUCUGGGGGCAUUGAGGAAGUAGGCAGUAUCAGAUGGGAGGUGAUGCUGUGUCUGAUAGCAAUGUGGAUCAUUUGCUACUUUUGCAUCUGGAAAGGGGUCAAAUCCACAGGAAAGGUGGUGUAUUUCACAGCCACCUUCCCCUAUUUGAUGUUAUUAGUUCUUUUGAUCCGUGGACUCACGCUUCCUGGUGCUCUUCAGGGAAUAGAGUUUUAUCUCAUACCAGAUCUGUCAAGGCUCACAGACCCCCAGGUGUGGAUGGAGGCGGGGGCUCAGAUCUUCUUCUCCUACAGUGUUGGUGUGGGUUCUCUAACAGUUCUAGGCAGCUACAACAAACACAACAAUAACUGUUACAAAGAUUGCUUGUACCUGUGUUUGCUGAACAGUGGGACCAGUUUUGUCGCUGGGUUUGCAGUUUUCUCUGUGUUGGGAUUCAUGGCAAAUGAGCAAGGUGUACCUAUUGCAGAAGUGGCCGAAUCAGGUCCGGGUCUGGCGUUCAUUGCAUAUCCUCAGGCUGUAGCCAUGAUGCCUGCUCCCCAACUGUGGUCCAUCUGCUUCUUUGUCAUGCUCAUUCUUUUGGGUCUGGAUACAGAAUUUGUUGCCAUGGAGGUGGUGAUGACGUCUGUCAUAGACAUGUUUCCCAGAUUUAUGCGCAGGCCAGGCAAACGGGAAGGAUUUCUCCUCCUCUUCUGUUUGAUAUGCUUCUUCUCUCAGCUUGUCAUGGUCACUGAAGGAGGGAUGUAUGUGUUCCAGAUGUUUGACUACUAUGCCUGCAAUGGAGCCUGCAUCCUCUUUCUGUGUGUGUUUGAAAGUCUGGCACUGGGAUGGGUGUUUGGGGCUGAGAGGUUGUAUGGCAUCAUAAAGGACAUGACAGGGGUGAACGCCAACCCGUUCUUCAAAUUCUGCUGGCUGUACCUCACCCCCCUUGUCUCACUGGGAUCGUUUAUUUGUUCUUUAGUUGAGUACCAGCCUCUGACCUUUAAUCGCUGGUACAUUUACCCAUCCUGGGCUUAUGUGCUGGGCUGGGUACUAGCCCUCUCUUCCAUUGUGCUUGUACCAGGAUGGGCACUGUACAAACUGAGCACUGCAACUGGCACCCUCAGUCAGCGCAUCCAUCAUCUGUGCCAUCCUGUCCUUAACAACUCACUGACUGAAAAAGGAGAAACCGAGCUGCAGAGCCUUGAGGAAGAACAACUGCAGCUGUUCACAGCCAGCUGAUACAAAGCCCUUACAACAUCUGAUGACACAGAAGACAUUUCAAUCAUUCAAGCAUUCUCUUAUCAAUAUUCUGAAAUCAAUUAGAUUACUGGUAUUCACAAGGAUGCAUAAGGAGCCACAAUAAAAGUUAUACUAUUGUUACA
Oryzias latipes (Japanese medaka) is the source of this 2032-nucleotide messenger RNA. The record is from RefSeq and is a predicted model, not a curated record. Lineage: Eukaryota; Metazoa; Chordata; Actinopteri; Beloniformes; Adrianichthyidae.